AUGGGGCUGAAGCUGACCUGCCUGAAAGCACCUGGAACAAUGCCCAGCACACAGUAGGUGCACAGUAGAUGCCUGUGGACUGAGCAUCUCCCCUGGGCCUGGCUCUGUGCUGCGGGCUUUAUCCGUGCGCUGCAGGGGAAAGGAAGCAUCCCCUCACCCUGCAGGCUUAAAAAUGUGUGUCAGCGGCAGCCAUGAUGAGGCCCCCGUCCUGAGCGACAGGCGCCUGGAUGUGCCCUACAUCAUCGUCACCCCGCCGACCCCCACGGGCGCGAUCCUGCCGAGGGACUCUCGGAGGGCAGUCUGGCUGGAGGAGACGGGGUCGUGCCCGGAGGAUGGAGAAACAGAGCCUGAGGCCUGAGGAGAAGGCACGCGUGCGUCGGGGAUUUGCCUGCACUGGCUCCGGCUCUGGCUGCCCUUUGCUUGGCAUGUCCCGGGGUGCCUGGGACAGAUGUGCUGAGAACGCCGGCUCGGAAGACAGAGCGAUUCCGGCACUGGACCAGCAGAGGCGUGGCGAGAGGAGCGAGGGAUCGGCCCUGCCCUCGUCCAGAACGACAUUUCCCAAGCCUCGUUGAGUGGACCGGACCUCUGAUGCCUACAUAUUCUUGCCGACCCCGGGGCACAGAGACGGCCAUCGGUACCGGGGAGAGGGUUUCUUCUAGACAGACUCCCAGCGGCCUGGGCCACACAGACGGGUGCCCAGGAGGGCCGCACAUACAAGGACUUCUUGCAAAGGGCCGGCUUCGUUUUUUACGAGUUGUCUUACAGACAUUGAAACAGUCCAAAAAGUGAUUUAUAAUUUCUUUUUUGCACUGUAAGUAAAGAUCCCGUGUAACGAGCAGUGGACCCUGCUUCUUGGGCGGGCAGAGAAGGUGGUGCACCCCCGGGUACACAGGUAGGCUUCAGAGAAUCGCUUAUCGUGGAGGGGCUGGUCCAGCUGGUGAUGGGUCUUUGGAUGGUCUUGGCCCCUUGAUUUGCAGAGUGUCCUGUGCCUCCUCAUUCUCUGGCCAGCAGCUCCCCGAGUGCGUUCUUGGGACAGACACACAGAGCACAAACCAGGCCGUGCGAGAGCAUUCUCAGCUUCAGCCUGUGGGCCAAGCAGGUCACACGGCCAAACCCCACGUGGGUGAGCUGGGUGGUCCCAUGGCACAGGAAGGGAUGGACAUGUCUAUUAAAGGGAGUGAGAGACGGGCUGGGAAUAAUAAUCCAGUCUCCCGGUGUAGACACUAUUAUUAUCCCCAUUUUACAGAUGGGGCACUUGAGGAAUUUAGAGGCUUAGAUCCCUUGCACAAGGCCAUCAGAUAGUCAGAAUUUGAACCCAGACCCCACACUCUUUUCUUUUUUAAUAUAAAUUUAUUUAUUUAUUUAUUUUUGGCUGCGUUUGGGUCUUCAUUGCUGCACACGGGCUUUCUCUAGUUGCGGCGAGUAAGGGCUACUCU
Messenger RNA from Kogia breviceps (pygmy sperm whale), 1436 nucleotides. Lineage: Eukaryota; Metazoa; Chordata; Mammalia; Artiodactyla; Physeteridae. The record is from RefSeq and is a predicted model, not a curated record.